AUGUCCCAGCCUCAUACAUCGUCCCAGACACGUCUGCCGACCAGGACCAGGUCUCGUUCUCCCGGAUCUCGACCGACGACUCCCCUUCGCGCAUCUUCUCGGUCCUCAUUCCGGACGUCGCAAAGCCAUGCUUUCGGGGGAGCGUCGCCUCUUGACAACUUUGAGCCACAGUUCGCAGAGUUGAGCGACUCAAUGGCAGACCUUGAGGCGAACCUGAUGCAUCUGCAACUCAUGCAUGAGAGCCUAAGCCGAUUUGCAGAGAGCUUUGCCAGUUUCUUGUAUGGGUUGAACAUGAAUGCCUUUGUCGUGGACUUUCCCGAAGCUCCGUUACCUGAAUCUUUUAAGCGCUUCCAGAAACGCCAGGGUCAAGGGGAUAUGGACGAACAGACCAUCUUGCCGAACAAUAGCAUUGACAGUCGGUUGGGAGAGGGUGAGGCGAGCAUGUUGAAUGCAGACGCCAGCUUCACGAGCUUGAAAGCUACACCACGUCGGAAGACAAUGGCACCGUCAGUCACUCCUAGCACGAUGUCAACAUCAACGUCGACAUCAAAACAAAGCCAUAUACCAGGUCGUGGAGGGAUGGCAGGGAGAGCGAGCAGAGCCACUGGUCGUGGAGCAAGAGGGAGCGGUCUACCACGCGGGAAAGGAAGAGGUGCAAGAUAG
Messenger RNA from Capronia coronata CBS 617.96, 663 nucleotides. RefSeq names its product DASH complex subunit DAM1. Lineage: Eukaryota; Fungi; Ascomycota; Eurotiomycetes; Chaetothyriales; Herpotrichiellaceae. The transcript is spliced from 2 exons. The record is from RefSeq and is a predicted model, not a curated record. Gene Ontology annotation, biological process: mitotic sister chromatid biorientation. Bases 1 to 663 code for a protein of 220 amino acids. Gene Ontology annotation, cellular component: DASH complex; mitotic spindle pole body; mitotic spindle.